AUGAAACAUCCGAGCAGCAAUAUGCUCGAUGACAACUGCAACUAUAACUGCAACUACUCGAUAAUACUCUUGAGUCGCCUUAUAUGGAUAUUUCCUGCAGCAUCAGCCGGUCACGUUCCCACAGAUGAUGACAGGCCAAUCAACAUGAAAGUAAAAGGACUACGGAAAGUACUGUCAAGGACCCACUCGGGUACAAAUAACUGCGUCGUCCCGGCAAUAAACCUUUUCCUCUUUGUUAAGUUCACAAAUUACAAAUUUUUACCUAAUGCAUACAUUCUAGGAACGCCGCCUUUUUAUCUGCCUCCACUGCAAUCAGCCGGUAUAUUCGAUGAUCUCAGUGUAGAUUUCGUUGACAGCAAGUCGUGCCCACAAAUGGAGAUGUAUAUGAAAAAUCGUGAUCUGAUAUACCCAAACUUUGCCACUCCCAAAGGUCUUUGCCUCAUCAUCAACAAUGAGAAGUUCGCUUCGAUGCCACGUCGACUAGGCACAGAGAUUGAUUGCGUGAAUCUUAAGAAUCUAUUCGGACAGUUAGACUACAAAGUAAUAGUGGAGAAUGAUCUCACGAGUAAGGAGAUGCUUAUACGAGUUAGGACUUUUGCAAAAGAUACAGGACACCGUUUCUCGUCAUCAGCGAUUUUGAUCAUACUCACCCAUGGAGAAAAAGAUCAUCUGCUUGAUCGACGCGAUACUGGUAUAGCGCAUGUGGAUCAGGUUGAUACAGCACACCAUAAUACUGAUGGAUUAUUUGGAUUUUCUAAAUGCAUCCAAAGACCGGCUGUUAUCGCAAAAACAGUGUUGAGACCGCGUGAAUCUGAUUUUCUGAUAGCAUACGCUACUCCGCCAACGUAUGUUUCAUGGCGUAAUAGCGUUCGAGGCAGUUGGUUUGUGCAAGCGAUCUGUGAGGUGUUUGCUAAGCAUGCGCAUGAUAUGGAUAUUCUGCAGCUACUAACAAGAGUAAAUCAAAGAGUCGCGGAAUGCUUUCAAACGAAUUGCUCUUCUUCAUACAGACAGAUGCCAGAGUUCCAUUCGAGACUCAUCAAGCAGUUCUACUUUUUUCCUGAUGCGAAACGAUCUUCUCCACUGUGA
Cylicocyclus nassatus is the source of this 1086-nucleotide messenger RNA. The record is from the annotation of a GenBank genome assembly. Lineage: Eukaryota; Metazoa; Nematoda; Chromadorea; Rhabditida; Strongylidae.